GGCGCAUGCGCGUUGGGAUGAUGGGAAUUUCCAACAGCUGAGGAGGCGUAGCUAGCCACUGCUAGCACUUGUUUAAAGCUUGGAGGGAGCUCCGAAGAAUCACACGAUCAUGAUGUGUCUGCAAGAUGAGUGACCUUGAACUCUGCACAUGCUGAAACCAAGGAUUCAACUCUGCAUCAACAGUGUGAAGAAAAAGCUCCUCCUGACCUCAACUCGCACGACAUAGGCCUGUUUGUCUGGAAACAAGAACAGGCUUUGAGCCAGUACCAUAGAUGCCUGUAAGAAAGCAUCCCUACAGACUGCAGCCUAGCUACGCCAACUAAAAGCACCAGACAACUGCAUCUCUUGUUUAAAGGAUGUGCUGCUGAUUGGACACAAAGUCUCAUUCCUCUUCCACCUCUCCAAAACGCUAUUAAUGUUGAGUGUGUGCCAGCGUGUACGGUGAAUAAUGGUGACCAAAAAUGGUGCUUGAAUGUGGCAUCCUGGUGCAGGGUAUGCUAAAAGGGGUGAGGCUCUCUCAGAAAAGUAUGUAACAGCUGACUGAUAGUCCGCUGUAGAUAAUGGAUGCCAAGUUAAAAGAGGACCUGUUUCGGAGGUAUGUGACGGCACUGGAGAGGCGUCUGGAGGAGGAAUACACAUGGAUUGGAACUGCACCAGAGGGGGACAAAGGGAGGCACAAGGACAGCGAGGCUCUACUCUCCACAGCCACAGCUCUGCUAGGGGCCUACCAGCCAGACCCAGGACAACGUUUCCGGAUGGUGCGUUUCUAUGAGGUGGUGGAGAAUUCUCUCCGCUGUCAGAGAGGGGGCAACCUCAAGAGCCUGGAGAGAGCCUUCCACACGCUGGAAACCAUCUGCACCAACCUCUUGCUUUUCCCCUGGAAGAAGGAGUUCAGAUGUAUAAAGACCUUCACUGGCCCAUACGUGUACCAUCUGCAGUCUGCCAUCUCUGAUGCUGAACUCCGAUCUCUAAUGCGCAUCAUCGGCUACACCUGUGACCAUGAUUCGCAGUUCCAUUUGCAGGAGCACCCAGGAGGCACAAAUCAUCUCCGCCAGUUGGCGUUUGAGCUCUUCCUGGCCCAGGCUGAGUGUCGUCUUCUGGGAGAGGUAGUGGCUCUGGCCCGUGGUUCAGCCUCAGAGCUGGAGGCCCUGGAACUCCGCAGAGGUUGCAGAGAUGAUGCAGCUGGCUGUGCCGAGGCGCUGCGCAGACGCGACAGCCUUGGGGCAGAUAUGGCUCGGCUGUCUGUGCGGCCGUUGGAUAUAGAGAGGCCUCAUGCCCACCACCUGAGGCGAGGUAGCCGACCGUCUAAGUCUGUGGAUGUUACAGAUGGGGCUGGUCACUGGCACGCAGCAGUUAGCAAGCCUGUCUUGAAGGCCUCAUUGAGUCUGAGGAAGGAGCCUCUGUUUGUGGAUGCAGAGGAGGAUAUGAAGGAUGAGAUCAUCAGGCCCAGCACCUCAGCAUCUCUCUUCUCUGUGGCAGCUCCACCUUCUUAUAGCCCUAUUGCGGAUUUCUUCCCAAUUCAGUCACCUCCCCCGGCUGAUGCUUACACAUCCUACCAUUUGUCCUCUUUGGAUGAGAUUGACUUGUACACAGAGAGGGGUGGUGCCGGGACAGGAGGAAGGCAGACCCCUUCUCGACCUCCAUCCAGAGAGCCUCGGGAGGCAAGGGAUGGGUGGCUGCUCAAAGGUCAUGGUAGUGUGAAGUGUCAGGGCUGUGGGCUCGGCUGCUCCUCUAUGGCCUCCUGCCAGAGGUGUGACAUGAUCCUCUGUUCUGCCUGUCAUGACGUGGACCCCUCCCCUUGCUGCGGCCUCCAGGACUACCACCCCAAAUCACCACGACCCCUCGAUGGAUACAUUCCUGUCAAGGAAAAGCUCUCUGUCUACUCUAAUACUCACUCCCACUCCCAUCUCCAUCCGCACCCCCUCACACUGACCCACUCACACUCUCACCCCCACCCUCACCCCCAGAUGGUGGAGAAACCCCUCAUGUCCACUAAGCUGUUUCCAAGCAAGUCUGUUGCCUUGACAACACCAAAGGGAGGCAGCAGCGAGCGUUUAAGCAUGGGGGGAUCGCGAUGCGGGUUUUGCAACAAGCCAGGUGCAUCUCACACCUGUGUGAACUGCUCUAAGGUGUCAUGUGACUCGUGCAUGGGCUUGUAUGCAAAGGAUAUAUGCACACGAAAGAAUCCCCAGCACAGCUUUGUGCCCAACCAUCAGCUCAACUUCAAAUCCGGCACCAUAUCUCACCUGGUGUACCGAUGAAUCAGGCAGACAGAAUAUUUGUUUCUCCUUCUAGUUCCCUCCCUUAACCCGCUGCGUAGUCUUGCACUAUUGCUUUAGCUCUGUUCCCGUUUAAACAACUCACUCACUAUCUUCCCCUUUAUCUGAUGGUCUUAUUGCUCUCUCUAACCCUCUCUUGAACUUUGUACAUUUUCUCUUACUGUCAGUAGGGCCCUGGAAUGCACAUUGCCACAGAGAGCCAUAUCGUCUGCCCAUCUCUCUGCCUUGUACAAGUUCAGGCCUUUUAUCUAUUUCUUCUUCCUUUUACCUUGCUACCUGCUCUUGAAUAGUCAUGUGAUGUUGUAGCGCUUCCCAAAUUCCUCAAAUGUUGUCCUCUUCAAAAGGGAAACUGGAGAAAAGAGUUUAAUUCCUUCUCAUUUUGAAUGAAUUCUGUCCAAAUGAACAUAUAUACUUUGCCUAACUUCUCAGCUAAAAAUUCCUAUAAUAUAUAAAAUAUAUAUAUACAGUAUAUAUGUACGUGUGAGUGUGUGUGUGUGUGUGUGUGUGUGCGUGUGUGUGGAAAAGACCUCUGAGCUUGCAUUGUGACAAAGGAGAUCUUUUUAAACUUGAAAAAUAGUAGGGAAAAACAGAGAAAACAUACACUGGAAGUCAAUAAGUCAAUAGUAUAUAUUUUUAAUCUCUAUUCUCUAGAACAAUGUGAGACUGUUAAAUGGGCAUGAGGUCUGUCAUUGGGACUUUUGGGGUAUAAAUUUGGGUCUGUGGGUGCGGGGCGGGAGAUAUCUCAAAGGGAAAUAUUGAGACAAUGGUCAGAUGCCAUAUAUUCUAUUUAAAGAUUAUGCCUUGUAAAUUAACCGUCAAUUGUUUCUGGUUAUAUGACUGAGGUUUAAAUGCUGCUGUUGACUUGAGACGUUGAAGAUGUGUGGCGUUGACUUUUUUCUGGUAAAUAGCCUGUUGAGUUGUGUCAGUUCCAAGCCCCCUCCCCCCUUCCCCUCCUCUUUCAUUACACUCCUUAAGCCACCAUGGUCCAUGAUGUUGUAGUGCACCCUUACCAGAUCAGUGGUUUCCCGUCAGUCUCAGGUGGAGUUGCAGGAAGUCUCAUGCUGGGCCACAAAUCUAUUAUGAUUAUGGUUCUUUGACAGUGUGUGAGGUUAUUGGUUGGUUUUAGACAGUAUGAAAGUGUAUACUCUGACACGGUUUCUGUCUACCUCAAAUGGCUUCAGCUUAUAACACCCAGUUCGACAUUGUGGUUUCAAACUAGCCCUAAAAACCUAAGGAACAUUCUUUUUUUUUUUUAUUGCAUUAUUCUUCUCUAAUUUGCAACUUGUGUUUUUGCUGAAUAGAGGACAUCUCAUCUUACAAUCAGCUGAUUUAAUCACCUUUAGAGGUUAGCCGAAGUUAUUUAUUUUGUGACAUAAUCCUGGGCUUUGUCGUCUCAACUAUUUAGCUUUCUGUUUACAGUUUCUUUAUUUACUGGGGGGACACAGAAACAUGACCACCUGGAAAUUAUGAUACGAUUCAAUAAGUAGCCCCGUGAUAAAAAUAUUUAGUGAAGCUUAAGCUGUAAAAAAGAAAGAAAAACUUUAGUUUUAUGGUCGAUUUUGAGCAUGUUGCUGUGUUGUCUGAACCACAGUGGUUUGGACCAGUCAGUGUCCUUUGAAGAACUACUAGCAGUGUGACGCAGUGAGAAGCGACUUGUUUGUGGCUCCUAAAGGGGUUAUCUUAGAUGUCGCUAUAGCAUCGGUUAUGUCAGAACUAGAGAGUUUAUUCAUUGAAAGAAGAGCAAAUAACAACAGUGAAGGCUUUUCUUGAUUUAAAAAUAAGCUUUCUCUCUUCUCCUUACUGGUUCGUUGAUCUGCGAUAGUGAUAGAUGGUUCAUCCAGUCAGCUGCCAAGUCUUUUUUUGAAAGUGCCUGCCCUUUUCCAGACGACUUCCUAGGUUAUGUGUAACAAACCUCUCUCACAGAGUUAAAAAUUUAGCUUCACACAGUUAGUGUUUUAUCACAUGGCUAUAUUUUACUGGGAUUCAUGUUAUUGUGUCCACCUGCCUGUACAGCAUGGUGAUUGCCAAUGUGUAGUCAUUUAAGUUUGGGGCGACUUUCCCAGUUAUGUGUUAUGGCACCCUGAGUUAUUUUGCAUAUGUUGAGACCAUGGAUGUGCUCUUUAAGGCCCGUGAUUUUGAAGUGAUUGGAAAAUGUAUUGUUUUACUUCAAAGGGCCGGGCUGUCAUGUGUAAAGAAACUCCGCUAACAUGUUAACUGAGUGUUGUAACUUUUGAGAAUACCUUUAGUGAUUAUCCAUGCAAGAAGAUAAUUAUAAGUCACAGAGGGCUAAUUUAAAAUCACAUUUAAUAAUAAAAAAAUAAAAAAAAGUCUGGGUUAUUUUGACAGGACGUUUAGGCAACCUUAGCCUUUAUGUUCUGUCAGGAAUAACCUCUAAAUGCCUUAAGCUCGUUCAGCUGAGUAUUUUACGUUUUCAGUGUCGUCAUGUACAUUGCUUUGUGUUUUUACCAGCCUGUAGGUUAAACAUUAACACUGGUUUGCCAGGCUGCAUGAACUAAAUACAGAACUUGUUCACUGACAGCUAAGAGUAGAAUUCAAAGGAAUUGAAAAAUACAAGUAUGGAUUAACCUCACAGAGCGUAUUGAAUCGCGCAUACUGACAGAAUUAUGCAGCAAUUCACUCUUUGCAGACCUAUAUAUAUAUAUAUAUAUAUAUAUAUAUAUAUAUAUAUAUAUAUAUAUAUAUAUAUAUAUAUACAUACACCAUGUGCUUACAGGGGUUAAUGUCUAUAACCAUGUUCUGCCUGGAAGUCAAGUUUCAUAUUACCUAAACACACAAGUUUGGUGUGAGUGAUUUCUGAUCUCUCACUUCUGCUCAUUCCUUCCCUUUAAAACUGAGUUUUGUGUUUUGUGUCUUUAUCAUGAUAAACAACAUAAAGAAGGGAUGUUUUGAUACUGUUUGGAUGUAGCUUAAGAGAGAUCUUGGGUCAACAUUAGCUAACGUGGGUAUCACAAAAGUCUUGAGUGACCUUAGGGGAGGUGUGCAAUUGUUUAUUUUUCAUCUAAUGAAGCCUUUCUAAAUAGUUUUAAUAUUUAUCAUAGAUAUAUUUCCGUCUGUUCAUCGCACAUCAUACCAGCAACAAAGAUGACUUUCAGAAGUAUUGAGCCAUGUUGCAAGAGCGAUCAUAUUGCCAAAUGAAGAACAAAUAUCUUAUUGGAGUUGAAAACAAAAUCUUGUUGCUUUCCCAGAUGUACAGUUGAUGUAACAUAAAUCUGUGGUUUUGCUAAAGUUUAGCCUUGUGUCUGUAGAUGUUGGCCUUUUCAAGAAGCCUAGAAAGAGAAUCAUCAACAUAGAUACCUACUCGCACACCAUGGGACGUGGAUUUGAACUGGAUCAGUGGACUGAUCAUUUGUGUAGGUCACUACAAAGGGCUAAACAGUCUUCAGGGCUGCUGCUAAGUAUGGACACUGUUUUAAUCUUUUGGUGAACAACAGACUCGUCAUAGGUAAAUACCUGAUGUGGAGCUUACUUUACAUUCGUCAGUGGAUAUGAGUACCUGAUGUUGGAAAUACAAAAGAGCUAUUUUUAUUUUGUGUCAUGGAAUACAUUGAGCCAUUUGAACAUAAUUGGUUUAACCCACACCAGACACACUCAAGUCAUUGUGGAAGUCAAUACUCCCUUUACCUCUUUGUGUGGUUAUCUUACUGAUGUUAACAGUGGUGGUGUAGUUAGGCAGCCCCUUUACCAUUCCUAUUUCCCUAACCCUUUCUUGGCAUGCUCUGUACAUGGCCCAAACCCAUACCUCUUCUCCCUCAAACCUACAUGUACCCCCCUCCCCCCUUCCACCUUGGCACUGAGGAUCAUUGCACAAUGUCUAUGUGAAGGGGUAUGGACCUUAUGAUCAAUAUGUGGGCAUACAUGGGGGUGGAAAGGGAAAAUAGCCAAAAUUGUUAAUCGGUGAAAAUAUAUAUAUAUAUAUAUGUGCGUGUAUAUAUAUAUGUAUGUAUGUGUGUGUAUAUGUAUGUAUAUAUAUACACAUAUAUAUAUAUAGAAACGUAAAUGAGAUUUUAUAAAAUAAUUUAAAGAAUAAAAUUCUGAAAAAAAGGUUUCUGCCUUGUGUUUUUGGGUGAUUGAAACUUGGUAUGUAGUACGAUCAAACGGUUGCAAUGCAUUGUGUUCACAGAGUUCAGUCUGUUUGAAUUACUAUGAAUUUUUAGUUUUUAGAAUUGCGUUAGCCAUUCAGAUCCUGUAAGUUUUGUAACUUAAGCCCAUUUCUCCUAUCUUCCAGGCUGCCAGUUUGAUUUUGAGUUUGCCGGCUGCUCAUUUCUGCAUUGGUUGUUUUUCUCCUGUAUGACCAGCAGAUGGCGACAAAUACGCACGAAUAGACAGACUGAGGCUGCAUUAAAUACUCCACCCUAUCUAACUUAACAUAUAUGUCUCAAAGUAGGACUUUCCUGGAUUUUAUUUCUUAGCUGGAUCUACAUUAGUGUUAUAUUUAUAUGAAAUACUUUAAUGAUCAGCUAUACAGGAUUUGCAGUGUUUCCCUCAUCUCAGACUGACAUGAACAAAGUCAACCACAGAGUAAAAAGACAAACCCCUUUCCUCUGGAUGUUGUUCCCCUCUGUCUUUGACAUUGGCUGUUGCAUGAUACAGUGUACUAUAAACGUCAAUAACAAAGUAAUAAAAGUGCAAAUGCAAUAAGUUAAAUUAUCCUUUAUUAAUCCCUGUAGGGAAAUAAAUACUCUGCAUCUUACCCAUCCUAAGUACUAGUAGCAGUGCAAUACUGCUUUUCUGUACAGUUGAAGAAAGGUUUAGCCAAGUCAGUCUUUAUGUGUGUAAUGUUUUCCACUACUUUGAGGAGAAGACAAGAUGUCUCGAGAGCAUAUUUUACUGCAACAAAACAAUGUGACCGUUGCAGCUAGAGAGAGGAAAUAGACUGGUUCCAUUAUUAAAUUAGUAUCUUUGGUUCAAAUGGAGUAUCACAAACUACUUAAACAACAAUUGUAUGAACCAGUGGUAGGAAACCUGCAGCCAUUCUCCAGUAGUUCUCUGUGGCUUUGACAAAACAUAACAACGGUAAUUUAUUAUUUCAUUUUCAGUUUCAUUUAUCGAUGUUGUAGGCCUAAUGUGACUCUUACAUUCAGCUGUAUAAAUGUGUAGCCAGACCAAAUAAACUGUUUCAACAUUUGGUCAACUAAAA
This is a messenger RNA of Dicentrarchus labrax (European seabass), 7437 nucleotides long. RefSeq names its product spermatogenesis associated 2 (gene spata2). Gene Ontology annotation, cellular component: cytoplasm. The transcript has 3 exons. Bases 561 to 2261 code for a protein of 566 amino acids. Gene Ontology annotation, biological process: protein K63-linked deubiquitination; regulation of tumor necrosis factor-mediated signaling pathway; protein linear deubiquitination. The record is from RefSeq and is a predicted model, not a curated record. NCBI's taxonomy places the organism in Eukaryota, Metazoa, Chordata, Actinopteri, Moronidae.